This is a messenger RNA of Actinia tenebrosa (Australian red waratah sea anemone), 1244 nucleotides long. RefSeq lists its product as uncharacterized. Lineage: Eukaryota; Metazoa; Cnidaria; Anthozoa; Actiniaria; Actiniidae. Gene Ontology annotation, cellular component: mitochondrial inner membrane; nucleus. Gene Ontology annotation, molecular function: metal ion binding; nucleic acid binding; RNA endonuclease activity. The record is from RefSeq and is a predicted model, not a curated record. Gene Ontology annotation, biological process: apoptotic DNA fragmentation.
CAAUAUUUGCUUUGCGUCUGCCAAUCAUUUCGGAUGACAAAUGCAUGGAUACUACUUAUUUUGCCCAUAUAUAUGAGCUUGUCUGGGUGCAAAAUACUAGCAUUCACAAGAGUGAUCAACGAAUACUACUGAACCAACAGAACAGAGUGCAGCUAAGAUAUAUGCUACAUCGAAGACCUUGAUAUCAAUAUGAUGCUGUUAUUUGUGGUGGUUGCCUUAUUGUCUAUCAACGAAAUGGAAGGUAAAAGUGAGGAGUUCAAAAGGAAAUUUGGAGAGCAUCACGCACAACCAUGGAAGAGAGACAAUGAUAACGCAUUUGCCAAUGACAUCAACAAGUGUCUUUUCACCAAGUGGACAACUGCAUCAGGAAGCAAAGAUGCGGUGCUGAGUGGACCAGUCCAAUGUAAAGGACAAGGAGGAACAGCCGUGCAGCUCUGUUAUGGCACAGCACCACCUGUAGCACAAUUUGCUGUUUGCUACAACACCAACACACUUAUCCCAGACUUCACGGGUCACAUAGUGAGGAAAGACAUCGAGGGUGUUGGAAGAGACACUGACUGGAGGGCAGACGUAGGAACGUUUGCCCCAAAACCACAGKCAACCAUUGCGGACUAUGACCCCUACAGCCAAAAAGGGCUCUACGACAACUAUGAUAUCCAGAACCAAUAUUUUUGCGCCAAGGGACAUCUGACUCCAAAUGCGGACUUCACUGASGACGAUCAGCGUUUAUUGACCAUGAUAACGACCAACAUUGCACCACAAUGGCAAAACUUCAACAGUAAAAAUUGGGCAGGACUCGAGGAAGCUGUGAGGACGAGUGCCCGAAACGACAAAAGGGAUGUUUAUGUCUUUACUGGAGUUGGUGGUCAAGCAAGAAAUUUAAUGGGUGAUAUCAUCAAGCUCAACAAAAGAGUUCUGGCACCAAGAUGGUACUGGAAAGCGGUCUGCGAUCCUGGUGCCAAGCAGUCUAUCGUUUUUCUAGGAGAAAAUGCCAUCGGUAUCGCAGAUACCACCAAAGCUGCUGGGUGUAACAACAUAAUGCAGACAAAAAAUGCAGGAAUAGUAUACUGCUAUAGUUUAGAAGGAGCUCGUAARAAAUACCCAGAUUUCAAAUGGCCUCCAUUUAACGAGAAUUGCAAACCAUCCGAGAAAGGCACUUUCAUGGAUAACGAGCUCAGAAAUGCUUUUGUGUAAUUCCUCAGUGAAUGAUUAACAAAGCAAAUAAAGAGAUUAAUAGAAUUGGU